Messenger RNA from Colletotrichum truncatum, 2223 nucleotides. RefSeq names its product actin polymerization protein. Lineage: Eukaryota; Fungi; Ascomycota; Sordariomycetes; Glomerellales; Glomerellaceae. The record is from RefSeq and is a predicted model, not a curated record. Gene Ontology annotation, molecular function: protein binding.
AUGGCCGAAGUAGACGUCGCGCCGACGUUCGGCGCUGAGCUGAAGGAUGGCUUCAAGCCGGCCAACGCCUGGGUCGGUCACGGUAUAGCAUGGCUCGACGAAAUACAGCAAUUUUAUCGCGAAAGGAGCGCAAUCGAGAAAGAGUACGCCGCGAAGCUCAAUGGCCUGGCCAAGAAGUACUUCGAGAAGAAGAACAAGAAGUCGGCACCUUUAAGCGUUGGCGACACCCCUGCCAUGACACCUGGCUCUCUCGAGAGUGCCUCUUUGACGACCUGGUCCACGCAACUUACGACCCUUGAAUCGCGAGCCGAUGAGCACGACCGAUACGCAAACAACCUCCUCUCCCAAGUCGCCGAACCUCUCAAGUUCUUGGGCACUCGCUUCGAGGAAUUGCGCAAGCGCCACGCUGAAUAUGCUGGCAAACUUGAGCACGAAAGAGACUCGCAAUACGCCGAUCUGCGGAAGACGAAGACCAAGUACGAUGCCGCUUGUCAAGAGGUGGAAAGCAAGCGCAAGAAGGCAGAGUCGGCCUUUGACAAGGCCAAAGCGCAAAGCUCGUAUCAGCAGCAAAUCCUGGACAUGAACAACGUCAAGAACACUUAUUUGAUCGCGAUUAAUGUUACGAACAAGCAAAAAGAGCGUUACUACCACGAAUACGUUCCCGAGGUCAUGGACAGUCUGCAGGAUCUCGCCGAGUUUCGCACCAUGAAGCUGAACGGCCUAUGGACAGUCGCAUCGCAAUUGGAAGCCGCCAUGCUGCAGAGUAGCAAGGGUUUGAUGGACGGCCUAGGGACGGAGAUCGCCCGAAACCUUCCUCACCUCGACUCUAUGAUGUACAUCCGUCACAACCUUGGUUCCUUCCAGGAGCCGCCUGACAAGGUCUUUGAGCCUAGUCCAGUGUGGCAUGACGAUGAUCACAUGGUUACAGAUGAACCGGCCAAGGUGUACCUGCGCAAUGUACUGAGUAAAUCCAAGGCGCAGCUGGGAGACCUACGUAGAGAAGUGGACAAGAAGAGGCGGGAAGUGGAAAGUAUCAAGCGGGUAAAGCAACGCAUUAGGGAAGGCACCGAGAAGAAGGACGAGGUCUUGAUUGUCACGCAAAUUUUCGCGCUGCAGGAAGAUCUUCAUGCAGUGGACAGGAAGCGAGUGACCGCUGAGGUCGAGACCUCGACCAUUACCUCAGCUGUCGGCGACGUAACGCUUGGCGCGAAGAACCACAACUUCAAGGCACAGACGUUCAAGAUUCCGACGAAUUGCGAUCUCUGUGGAGAGAGAAUAUGGGGCCUGUCAGCAAAGGGAUUCGACUGCAGAGACUGCGGAUACACUUGCCACAACAAGUGUGAGAUGAAAGUGCCGCCGGACUGCCCUGGCGAACAGUCAAAGGAGGAUCGCAAGAAGCUCAAGGCCGAGCGUCAGGAAGCUGCCAACGCACUCCUGAAACCCUCGGCAACCUCGCCUACUGGCACAUCUGGUUCGCCGACCUUAACCCGCUCUAACACGAUGAACUCUCUGAGUUCGGGAUAUGCGCAGAGCGCCCGGCGGUCAAUAGCGGGGGUCCCGACGUCGCCGAUAGAGGAAACUCCUCCGCCAGAGCCAGCAAGCCCGCGGCCGGCGGCUCCCGCAUCAACCGUGAGCUCCAGCACAGCCCGGAAGAGGGUUAUGGCCCCACCACCGGCGGCCUACAUCAGCGAGCUUCCUGGAAGCGCGCCCACCAAUGGUUCAGCCAAUUCGGAGCAGCAGAAGGGCAAGAUGUUGUAUGCAUUCGAAGCUAGUGGCGAUGGAGAAGUUUCUGUGCCAGCCGGUCGCGACGUCACCAUGCUUGAGCCAGAUGACGGUUCCGGUUGGGUCAAGGUUCGCGCAGGCUACAAGGAAGGUAUCGUACCGGCGAGCUACGUCGAGUGGGCACCGGCGUCGCCCAUGGUUGCCCAAAACACGGGGGCUUCUGCAAGACCGCCUUCGACGUACUCCAACUCGGGUUCCUCGAUAGGGACAACAGCUGCCGGUAAGAAGAAGGGACCGGCAGUGGCACCGAGACGCGGAGCCAAGAAACUCAAGUACGUGGAAGCGUUAUACGAGUACACAGCACAGAGCGACCAGGAGCACAGCAUGGCGGAGGGUGAGAGAUUCGUACUUAUCAAGGAGGACCCAGGCGACGGAUGGGCAGAGGUCGAGAAGGGCGGCGUGACAAAGAGCGUGCCCGCGAGCUAUGUCCAGGCGGUCUAG